Molecule: messenger RNA, 2180 nt
Organism: Manis javanica (Malayan pangolin)
Lineage: Eukaryota; Metazoa; Chordata; Mammalia; Pholidota; Manidae
Gene: SGK2
Product: serum/glucocorticoid regulated kinase 2
Biological process (GO): protein phosphorylation
Molecular function (GO): ATP binding; protein serine/threonine kinase activity
Source: RefSeq, a predicted model, not a curated record
AGAGCACGUCAGAGCAGCCAGUGGUUCAGGCACGAGAAUGGGAAGCUGUUGAUAUUUUAAUGAAACAGCAAUGGAGGAAGCAGCGUAGCAGACUGAGUGGCUACUGAGGAGGCAUCACGGAGUGGAGCUUUUCUCACCCGUCCCGUAGGCCAGGCCCUGCCCCUGCCCUCAGUUAAAACCCUCGGUUUGGGCAGCUUCAGAUCAACCGGGAGAAAACCUUCCUUCCGCGCAAGCUGGUGACAGCAGAGCCCUGGCUCCCAAGCCUCAGGUGUCUGAAGCGCUGAGUGGGGCACAGGUCUUCACCUCUCGGGAUGGUGCCCAGGCAGGGCCAGAGCAGGGCAUUUCUGCAGCUGUUGCCCACCCCCCAAGGGGAGGCGAUGUCCCCGAAGGAACAGAGGUCACCGGUCCCAUCUUAAGCUCUGCUGGGUCUCUCAUGACAUCAAUAGCCCCCUCGCUGCUGCGCUGCAGACAGUUCUGAGCUGGGGAGCUAGCUGGGUGCUGGGGCCAGGCUGGCGCCAGGCACAGACACUUCAGCCCUUGUUGGGAGAACAGAGAAAGGCUCUCUUGUCCAGUGCCCGUCCUCUGGCUGCAACUACUGGUUCGCUCUGCAGCCUCUUCUCAAGCUGCACAGAGCCCAUCGGAUCACUGUUACAGGAUGGAUCCUAUUCCCACUGGGACCCCCAGUCUGCAGCCCUCAAGGGCCAAUGGGAACAUCAACCUGGGGCCUUCAGCCAACCCAAAUGCCCGGCCCACUGACUUUGACUUCCUCAAAGUCAUUGGCAAAGGGAGCUACGGGAAGGUCCUACUGGCCAAGAGCAAGUCUGACGGGACAUUCUACGCAGUGAAGGUGCUUCAGAAAAAGCCCAUCUUAAAGAAAAAAGAGCAGAGCCACAUCAUGGCAGAGCGCAGCGUGCUCCUGAAGAACGUGAGGCACCCCUUCCUUGUGGGCCUGCGCUACUCCUUCCAGACGCCCGAAAAGCUCUACUUUGUGCUGGACUAUGUCAACGGGGGAGAGCUCUUCUUCCACCUGCAGCGGGAGCACCGGUUCCUGGAGCCCCGGGCCCGGUUCUACGCCGCUGAGGUGGCCAGCGCCAUUGGCUACCUGCACUCCCUCAAUAUAAUUUACAGGGACCUGAAACCAGAAAACAUUCUCUUGGACUGCCAGGGACACGUGGUGCUGACGGAUUUUGGUCUCUGCAAGGAAGGUGUAGAAGCUGAGGAGACCACAUCCACGUUCUGCGGCACUCCGGAGUACUUGGCUCCAGAAGUGCUUCGUAAAGAGCCUUAUGAUCGGGCAGUGGACUGGUGGUGCUUGGGUGCAGUUCUCUACGAGAUGUUGCAAGGCCUGCCACCCUUCUACAGCCAAGAUGUGUCCCAGAUGUAUGAGAAUAUUCUGCACCAGCCACUGCAGAUCCCUGGGGGCCGGACAGUGGCCGCCUGCGACCUUCUGCAAGGCCUUCUCCACAAGGACCAGAGACAGCGGCUGGGCUCCAAAACAGACUUUCUUGAGAUAAAGAGCCAUGUAUUCUUCAGCCCCAUAAACUGGGAUGACUUGUACCACAAGAGGCUGAUUCCACCCUUCAACCCAAACGUGGCAGGACCUGCUGACUUGAAACACUUUGACCCAGAGUUCACCCAGGAAGCUGUGUCGAAGUCCAUUGGCUGCACUCCUGACACUGUGGCCAGCAGCUCUGGGGCCUCAAGUGCAUUCCUGGGAUUUUCCUAUGCACCAGACGAUGAUGCCAUCUUGGAUUGCUAGAGAAGCAUCUGUGAAACAUGCGAAGACAACUGGUAUCUCCCCCUGCCCCAACAAUUAUGGGGAAUGAAGCUGGAAGACCAUGGAAAACACACCAACGACACUGACACCUAGUGGAGAAAAAAGCUGGGUCAGGAAGAGCUAUUAUUACCCUUUGACAUCUGCUGAGAAUGCUGAAAUACUGAUUUCGAUUUUAUCUUUACAGCGUCUGUUAAUUGACAAAUGUGGAAAAUGAUGAGGGAGAGGCCAAAAUUCCAACUUCCCAAAGCAAACAGUAGAGUGUAAUUAUCAUACGUGUGAUAGUACUGUCAGAACUACACAAUCCACUAUGGGUUGUGAAAACACACAGUGGGUUCUAUGUACUCUGACUAAAAAUCACAAAAUUCUCACCAAGGUAGAAAAUAAAAUGGAAGAAAAACAUUGA